AAACCAACAUGACAACAGUGUAUUCAAAUACACUUGCCGGUCCUGAAGAUACCCUAGCAGUAGUCGAAGCGUAUGCAGUACCUGUCAUUUGUGUUGGUGGCCUGAUUGGGAACACCAUCUCUGCCAUUGUCUUCCUACAAAAGUCGUUGAGGGAAAACUCUUCAAGCUUGUUUUUGGCGGCCAGAAGUAUCUCAGAUAAUGGUUUUCUCGCAACGUUACUUACGAUAUGGGCCUCGUCUUAUUAUGACCUCCGCCUUGGAAACAUCCCUCCUAUGUGUCAACUGUUGAUUUUCUUAACAUACGUCUUCGGGUGUUUUUCAAUAUGGCUUGUUGUUUUCGUAACUGCUGAAAACUACAUAAGGAUCUGCCGACCGUUCCUUGUACAAAAUAUGUGCAACACUAGGAAUGCAAAGGUAUCUAUGCUGAUUCUUCUAGCGGUGAUUCUCUUGACGUACAACUUUCCAUUUUGGACAAUUGGAGGAGCUUGCAUUCCACUCAGAAAAUAUUACGAUUUCAUUCAGAUACUAGUUUACAUAGACGCGGUGCUUACACUCAUUGUUCCGGCAAUCAUUAUGGCCUUACUGAUGUCGGCAAUAGCUGCAACAACAAUUGCAUCUUGCGAACGCCGCCGCCGAAGAAGUACGUCGUCCUGCACCAAUGUCAAAAGCCCGUUGAUGAAAGUAACCACUAUGCUUUUAGCGGUCACGUUUAGUUUCUUCCUACUGAAUAUACCACAUCACGUUGUUAGACUAAGGCUGAUGGUUUUGGCUUUUGUUGAGAAGAACGUGAAUACUUCGUUGUCUAUUGAAAUCGUGAUGCAGUCCGUUUCCCAGCUGCUUUAUUAUUUAUCUGUGUCCACAAACGUUCUGAUUUACUCUGUUUUCAGUGGAAAAUUCCGGAAAACUUUGAGGGACAUUUUCAAAAGGAAAUCAACAAACAGAACUAUCACACAUAACGUGCGUGAUGUCUUUUAUCCAACGCGCAGGGUAAACAUAUCCAUGGAGGAGAUACUUGACAAGGACAACAACGACAAAUAUCCUGAGGAAGCUUUCCCUUUGCGGCGUUUCGAAAGCUCGAUUCUUUAAAAAAAAGCGGCAGACGCUUGUUUUUGUAUGACUUGCAAAGUUUAUAGUCUGACAGUGCUAUUAAAUCAAUGUGGCCAUAAAUGCUUCGCUAGUAAUGUGAUAAAUGUGAU
This is a messenger RNA of Ruditapes philippinarum (Manila clam), 1195 nucleotides long. RefSeq names its product neuropeptides capa receptor-like. The transcript has a single exon. Gene Ontology annotation, molecular function: G protein-coupled receptor activity. Bases 9 to 1085 code for a protein of 358 amino acids. Gene Ontology annotation, biological process: G protein-coupled receptor signaling pathway. Gene Ontology annotation, cellular component: plasma membrane. The record is from RefSeq and is a predicted model, not a curated record. Lineage: Eukaryota; Metazoa; Mollusca; Bivalvia; Venerida; Veneridae.